UAUAUUAUUUCAUUAUUUAUUAUUCAGUGCUAAAAUCACUUCAUGAAAAAUGAUUCUAUGUUUUUUCUGUUGGAUACCGAUACUUCCUAUUGUUUCAUCUGAAUUGAAAAAUAACGGUACCAUACCGAAAGACUUCAUAUUCGGUUCUUCGACGUCUGCAUACCAGAGCGAAGGAGCUUGGAAUGUCGAUGGUAAAGGUGAAAGUAUUUGGGAUAAUUUUACGCACAGAGUGCCGUCUCCAAUAUUAAAUGGAGAUACAGGUGAUAUUGCUGCAAAUUCUUACUAUAAAUAUAAAGAAGAUAUUCGACUUGCAGCUGACCUUGGUCUUAAUGUUUACAGAUUUUCUAUUUCUUGGACAAGGAUUCUUCCCACUGGAUAUUCUAAUGAAAUCAACCAAAGAGGUCUUAAUCAUUACAAAGAAGUCAUACAAGAAAUUUUGAGAUACAAUAUGACUCCCGUGGUAACUUUGUAUCACUGGGAUCUUCCACAGCGGCUUUUCAAUGAUGGUAUUCACUGGACAAAUGUGAGUUUAGUAGAACAUUUCGUGAACUAUGCCAGAAUUGUUAUUAAUCACUUACCGGAAGUUGGAAUAUGGUUAACACUCAACGAACCCAAACAAAUCUGUCGAUUGGGUUAUGGAAUUGGUGUUAACGCACCAGGUAUACGCGGAGAUGGAACACUGGAAUAUCAGUGCGCGUACGUGGUUGCCAAAGUACACGCUGCAGUUUAUCACAUGUAUAAAGAAGAUUUUCCAAAUUAUAAAGCAAAAAUGUCAUUAUCCAUAGACUGUCAAUGGAUAUCACCAUUAACGGAUUCAAGCAAUGAUAUAGCAGCGGCAGAAAGACAAAUAAACUUUGAGUGUGGCAUGUAUUUUCACCCAAUUUUUAAAGGUGAUUGGCCAGAAAUAUUAAAAUUGAGGAUCAAAGAGAGAAGCGAAGCGGAAAAUUUAAAUAAAUCGAGGCUUCCUGAAUUUACGGAAGCAGAAAUGAAUUAUAUAAAUGGUACCUACGAUUUUAUGGCAUUGAAUCAUUAUUAUACUACAUUUACAAGUGAUGGAGACGAAGCGCCGUUUAAUGAAACGGGCUACGACUCUGAUAUUCGAAUAAAAGAUUAUUUUGAUUCGAUUAUGCCGGAAGGAAUAUACAAGGUAUUGCAAUGGAUAACCAAAGAAUACGGACACCAUGAAAUAUUGUUAACCGAAAUAGGAACGUCUGAUCUUGGUACUGAUCUAAACGACAUUGAUAGGGAGGACUAUUUUGCCGACUACAUCUGUCAAAUUCGUGAAGCAAUGGACGAUGGGAUAAAUAUUGUAGGAUUAUUAUUUUGGAGUUUUAUCGAUAAUUUAGAAUGGAUCUACGGUUACGGAAUCCGUUAUGGGCUUUACUAUAUUGACUUCAAAGAUCCAAAUCUAGUCAGACAACCGAAAAAAUCAGUCCAAUUCAUUCACGACUUAAUUGAAACGAGACACUUACAUUGUGAGCGGCCCAGGAGAAUUUGGCCUCGAGAACAAUUGCGAGCAACAAUUCCCCGUACGAAUGUGAUUCCAACAAGCAAUGAUCAUUUGAAGCCAAUUGGAUUUGUUGAGGACCAAACACCCUUAAAAAUUUAUGACACCGCACCAAUAAUGGAUUAUGGAAAUGCAGAGGAAUUAUUAGAAUCUGAUGAUCAUUAUUUAGCUUUCUAUGAUUGAUGAAUGAUGAAAAAUAUAACAAUUUAUUUAAUUUUAAAUAAUAAUUAAAUUAUUCUUCAUUCAAUUGUAAAAAAACAGUAUAGAUAUUUAUAUAAAAAAAAUAAAAAAAAGUAAAUUGAUCCUUUU
Diorhabda carinulata is the source of this 1816-nucleotide messenger RNA. Its product is annotated as myrosinase 1-like. Lineage: Eukaryota; Metazoa; Arthropoda; Insecta; Coleoptera; Chrysomelidae. Gene Ontology annotation, molecular function: beta-glucosidase activity. The record is from RefSeq and is a predicted model, not a curated record. Gene Ontology annotation, biological process: carbohydrate metabolic process. The transcript has 9 exons. Bases 50 to 1690 code for a protein of 546 amino acids.